Penaeus vannamei (Pacific white shrimp) is the source of this 3088-nucleotide messenger RNA. RefSeq lists its product as uncharacterized. Gene Ontology annotation, molecular function: zinc ion binding. The record is from RefSeq and is a predicted model, not a curated record. NCBI's taxonomy places the organism in Eukaryota, Metazoa, Arthropoda, Malacostraca, Decapoda, Penaeidae.
AGUGCGUGAUCGGACGCAGUCAUGUUCAUUCCGAACAAACAGCAGCUGACCACCAGUGUGCCAAAUUAAAAUUUGUAACAUUAUUUCAAAAUUGCAAGUUCCAUCUACAACGUUUUCUAAAACCUACCGGGAAUGAUUGAUAUUACAAAGAACUGGUAAAGAGACGGUGCAGUUUUGUGCAAAUGUCGGGUAAGAAAGUACAAAAUCCUAACAGAUUAAUGAAGGAUAUUGAAAACUUCCCAUUUUUAAAGAAUAUUCUGCCACCAGAAUAUGACUAUUACGUUGAGGCUUACAACGAAUAUGAAGACCAUGAAGAAGAGAAACGCUUCAGUGCCAGCUUCCGAAUCUCUAGAUCAGAAGCAACAAAAGAUAGUAUGAGGCGAUGGCUGGAGGAAUUUUGCAGCCGCUCUUUGACCACAUAUAGAAUUGAAAGAACAUAUCCGACAGAAACCAAGUGGUUUAUAUACAGGGUGGAUUUGAGAUGUCAUCAUAAUACAAAGCCAACAAGCCACAAAAGGGUCCAAGCACCUCAUAAAAAGCACACAGCCUGUCCUGCAAAAAUGACAAUCAAGAUAAGACAGGAUAAACUCAGUAAAAGAAAGAGCAAUGAGCUACACCUGAAGACUCAUCCUGUUGAAGUGUUGCUAAAUCAUCUCCAUAAUCAUCUCACCCAAAAGAGAUAUGCUCUUCAGUUUCGGGAUCCAGAUUCAGCCCUCGUCAAAAAAUUUAGGAUGAUGUACCAUGCCGGUUAUAAGCCUGCCACUGCUCUCAAGAUUCACAAAAGGGAUAUACAUAUGGAGUAUGAGGAGGAUUACUGUGCUGCUCUAGAGGACAGAGCAUUAUGCCCUGAUGUGAAUUGGUGUUAUAGACAGUACUACUUAACAUGCAAGAGAGAUAAAAAUCUCAGUAUUUUAGAGAGUAAAACAAAUUCAUUGGAAAAAUUUGUAGAUGAGUAUAAUAAACAGUGCAAUGAAACAUGUGCAGCAAUGAAGCUGCUGAAUGGUGAAAAUACAGAUGUUAUUGUUGCUUUAGUUACACCUUUGAUGAAGCAUUUCCACAAAGGUUUAGCACAGACUGGGAAGCUAAUACUUAUUGAUAGCAACAGUAUAGAAUUUCUGAAAUGCAGGAUUUAUCUCCUUAUGACUCACAGUGGUUUUGGUGGCCUUCCGGUAGGAAUUCUCAUAACAUCAUCAAACAGCACUGAUGUUUUGCAUCAGGCUCUAGAUUUAUAUAUGGACUUGUUACCUGAUCAGGCUUUUGCUGGACGUGGUCAUCUUGGACCAGAAUUCAUUUUGACAGAAGAUUGUCAUGUUCAACGUCAUGCCUUGGCAGCAAAAUUUCCUGAUACUACAGUAUUCAUUUGCCCAUAUCAUGUGAUUCAGUCAGCCUGGGAAUGUCUGUGCCACAGUCAAUCUGGCAUAGAACCUGGUAGCAGGCAGAAACUCUUUGGCAUGGUUAAGGAUAUGGUUUUGGCCCAGUCUGUGUCUGACCUGGAGGAAAAAUAUAAGAAGUUAAUGACAUCAGUAGAGACUCAUUAUCCUUUAAAGUUUUUUUCCCACAUGGAGAACUUGCAUAAAAGAAGGACUGAAUGGGCUCUAUGCCUUCAAGGUGAUUUGAUGAACCAAAUUCAUAGCUUCACAAGUAUUGGUGAAAUAAUGGAAUCUCUGAAGGACAAAAUGCUGAAACAAACAAAAGCAUGCACAAUGGUUCAGCUUCUUGAAUUUUUAACUACUGAUUUAAAUACAUAUUAUACAGAAAGAUUACAUUGCAUUGCGGAAGGUCAGUUUGAAGUCCCAUUUUUACAACGCUAUAUGCAGGAAAAGAAAAUGAUGGAUUCGCUAGAGAUUGUUCCCUUCUUCAAAAUUAAAAAUGCAGGAACAGGUGAAUGCUUUGAUGUAGACAUGAGUUUAGGUUUGUGUUCCUGCUCAGUUGGUGUCUCAGGUGAACCUUGCAAACACCAAUGUGCCUUAACUCAGAAACUUGAUUUAGGUAACGUGAUGAAACCAGUCAUAGAUUCAAGAACAAGAGAUGAAGUAACCCGAAUAUACAGCCAGACUCAGGGUAUAAAGCUCAAAAAUGAUACUGAAAAAAAAAUUGAAGAGUGCAGUGAAAAACAGGAAAAAAUAUAUGAAAGUGGAAGCUUGAAAUUAUCAAAUAAUACCAAUAUUCUUUGUCAGAAACAUGCAGAAUCAAAAGAAGCCAAUAUAAGAAAAAGAAAUGAUGAUUUGAAAAAAUUAUCUGAUUCUAAAGCUAGUUCUGAUGCAUCACCCUGCCUAGCAUGUAGCAGAAUCCCAACUUCACAAGCCCAUUUAAGUUCAAAUGUACAAUCAUUUUGUGAGACUUGUAGAAUUAGGUUGAAUAACAAAGAACAGGAGCAACAUGGUCUGCAGAAACAUUCCAGCGAAAAGCAAUAUGGAUGGGAUAUACAUGGAAAAGGUAAAACUGUGUGUGAUUCUAUGAGAAAACACUCGAGUCAAAGUCUAAAUAGUUCACCUGUAAGUGAGCCAUGUGAAAAACAUUUUAAAAAUCGGAAUAGAUUUGCUAGACAUAGAUGCAAAAAGGGUAAGAAAUGUUUUUGUUUAAAUUGUCAAAAGCCUUAUGUAAAUGAAAGACACUUACCAACUGAGCUGCACAAAACUUUCAAAACUUUUGAUACAGAAACCAAUAUUGAAGUUAAAAGUUAUCCUUACCUAAGUGAUCAUCAUCACAAACAAAAGAUUAUCAUAAUUAAUGCAGAAGAGCCAUCAGUACCACCAACUAUUAAUGAUCUUGAAGAGGGUAAUUGCUCUUAUGUACCUCUUUAAACACCAGCUGCACCAAAGGAUUCCCUGAUACAUGUGGUCAGGAAAGAGCAGUCAUUGUAUAAGUGCCUCAGGUACAAUGUUCCAUUCAUGAUUUUUAAAAACUAAUUGUACAUAUUUUUGCUAUUAAAAAAAGUAUUUGCAUAAAAUGGAUCACCCUUAUGGAUAGGAGGAAGAUGCUACCUUGAUGAAAGGAAUAAAGAUUUCACUUUUAUACCAAAGAAGUCGUCUCUCUCUCUCUCCCUCCCUCACCCUCACCCUCACACUCUCUCUCCUCUCUCUCUCUC